AUGGCUUCAGGUUCGACGCGUCCCACGUCGCUCUCGGUUGACAAGUGUCCUUCUCGGUACGAGGCAAACGACUCCACCGUGGCCCUGUCGGAACUGCAUCGGACUAUCGCAAUCCAGCAGCUGGGCGAAACCGAGGAGCGGAGGGAGGAGUCACUGCGCUCGAUGCGCCAGUGGAUCGCGUCCCAUCCGCACAUUCGCCGGUGCCGCACCGACGCCCUGUUCCUGUUGCGGUUUCUGCGGGCGCGCGCCUUCGACCAGGAAGCGGCCCGGCUAACCCUCGAGCGGUACCUCACGAUGCGCCAGGUGUUCCGCAUUUGGUACGAGAAUCUCGACCCAACCGACCGCUAUAUGCGCGAGCUGGUGGAGGACGUCCGCGGGUGCCUUCCGCUGGGGGUGGAUCGGGCGGGGCGAAUGGUGGCGCUGGUGCGUGUCCGCAGCUUCGACGUAACGCGCUUCACCUGCUAUCACCUGGGUCGGUUCCAGCACAUGCUGUUCGAGGCAUACUUCGACGAUGUGGCGGUGCAGGUGGGUGGCGGGGUCGCGAUCAUCGACUGCGAGGCGGCCACGAUGGGACACUUCGUGUGCUUCAAGCUGGCCGACAUCCGGAACUUCCUCGAUUGCCUCAGCCACGCAUUGCCGGUGCGCGUGCAGGAGGUCCACAUCGUCCGGUUGCCGCGCAUCGGUCAAGCCUUGGGCAAUCUGGUGCUAAGCUUUGCAGCCGACGAACUUCGACGACGGAUCUUCUUUCACAGCAGCAUGGAUGGCGUGCUGGCGUACGUCGAUCGGGACCUACUGCCGGUCGAGUACGGUGGGAAAUCGGACCCCGAAGCAAUUACCAAAGACCUACGGCAUCGACUGGCGACCCAACGGGACAGGCUGCUGCUGCUGGACCAGCUGGAGAUCGACACCGAGCCCUACGCUCACUUUUGGCGCCAAACCACCGAGGGCGACGUCGAGUUUGGGAUGGAGAUCGAUUGA
Messenger RNA from Anopheles coustani, 978 nucleotides. Its product is annotated as clavesin-2-like. The transcript has 2 exons. The record is from RefSeq and is a predicted model, not a curated record. Lineage: Eukaryota; Metazoa; Arthropoda; Insecta; Diptera; Culicidae. Gene Ontology annotation, cellular component: membrane. Gene Ontology annotation, molecular function: phosphatidylinositol bisphosphate binding. Bases 1 to 978 code for a protein of 325 amino acids.